This is a messenger RNA of Epithele typhae, 972 nucleotides long. RefSeq names its product mitochondrial carrier. Gene Ontology annotation, cellular component: mitochondrion. NCBI's taxonomy places the organism in Eukaryota, Fungi, Basidiomycota, Agaricomycetes, Polyporales, Epitheliaceae. The coding region runs from base 1 to 972 and encodes 323 amino acids. The transcript is spliced from 6 exons. The record is from RefSeq and is a predicted model, not a curated record. Gene Ontology annotation, molecular function: guanine nucleotide transmembrane transporter activity.
AUGUCUCCUCCGAUGAACACCAAGGGCAGCGACUCCGGCACGGCUCGCAUCCUCGGCUCUGGCGCCUCCGGUAUUGCGGAGCUCCUCGUCUUCCACCCGGUGGACACGAUCGCCAAGCGGUUGAUGAGCAACAAGUCCAAGGUCGUUCUGACUCUGCGCUGGCACCUCCCCCUCCCCGUCCUCACCCGUCCUCCUUUUCCUCCCGGCCGAGCAGGUUCGGCGUCGACACUGGGUCCGAUCAUCUUCAAGGAGCACGCGAACGCGCCUCUCGCCCGCCGUUUCCUGUCCCUCUUCCCCGGCCUCGGCUACGCCGCGGGCUACAAGGUCACCCAGCGGAUAUACAAGUACGGCGGCCAGCCUUGGUUCUCCGACAUCCUCGCCCGCCAUUACCGCGACAACUUCACCAACGCCUUUGGCGAACGCAAGGGCAAGAUGAUGAUGCAGGCCACCGCUGGCAGCUUGACGGGCAUCGGUGAAGUCGUCCUCCUCCCGCUCGACGCGCUCAAGAUCAAGCGCCAGGUGAACCCGGAGGCGUUCCGCGGCCGCGGCGUCGUCCGCAUCUUCAUGGAGGAGGGCACCACCCUCUACCGCGGCUGGGGUUGGACCGUCGCCCGCAACGCCCCCGGCUCCUUCGCGCUCUUUGGCGCGUCCGCGAUGACGAAGGACUACGUCUUCGGGCUCGAGGAUUACCGCAAGGCGACCUGGGCCCAGAACUUCGUCGCGUCCAUCGCCGGCGCCGUCGCGUCCAUCACCGUCGCCGCCCCGCUCGACACGGUCAAGACCCGGAUCCAGAACGCGAACUUCGAGCACAAGGUCUCCGGCGUGACCGUCAUCCGCGACCUGGUCAAGAACGAGGGUCCGACUGCGCUCUUCAAGGGCCUCACCCCCAAGAUCCUCGUCGUCGGCCCGAAGCUCGUGUUCAGCUACACGCUCGCGCAGUCGCUCAUCCCAUGGUUCUCCAAGUACGUCUGA